GAGAUGCUGGGGCUAUUGUUUACUCUGCGUUCUUUGAAGCAAUCCGGUGGAUACGCAUAGGGAGUUGGUCCGAGUUGUUAUCUGAACGGCCUAUCGCAUCCAUAUGGAGCAACCUGUCACGUGGCAGGCCCGCUUCCAGCCAGGUGAUGAUGCCAGGUGAUCUCCCCAGCAUCUUCAGCAUCAUCAUCAACUCACCGCCCAGAAGCUCCAUGAUCGCCAUGUUCGACUCCGGCAGCUCUACCCCUUGACUGCAUUGCUCCUGAUGGUCUAUACUUCGUCCUGUGUCUACACUACGAUUUCUUUUGUAGCGUACUAGAACCAGAUCCCCUUAUCACCCCCGGUUAUGUCUUCAGCUCCUGAAGCAGACAGACCAUCAAUGUUGUCUCUGUCUGGGAUCCUGGUGACCUCGUCAUGGUCCCGGCUUCAAGAACGAUUUCGUGGAUUGUUCCAUGGCGCUGACCCCAGAGUGUGCGUCGCAUUCUGGUUACUUGGUCUGAUAAACAAUGUCCUCUACGUUAUAAUCCUUUCCGCUGCCCUUGACCUGGUCGGGCCUAGUGUCCCCAAGGGAGUUGUCCUUCUCGCAGACGUCAUCCCCUCGUUUGGAACAAAACUGGUCGCUCCCUACUUUAUCCAGAGCGUACCAUACCCUGUCCGGGUAAUGUUCUUUGUUUUCUGUUCCGCGACAGGCAUGCUCCUCAUCGCGUUGAGCCCGGCGUAUACCGAUGGCGGUACAAUAUCCACAAAGAUUGCGGGCAUCAUUCUGGCCAGCUUGUCCAGCGGAGGAGGUGAAUUGAGCUUCCUUGGAAUGACGCAUUUUUAUGGGCCAUUCAGCUUGGCUGCCUGGGGCAGUGGCACUGGGGCAGCUGGACUGGUCGGUGCCGGUGCGUAUGCGCUAGCCACUACCUCCUUGGGAUUCAGUGUCAAGGCAACGCUUUUGGCGUCGGCUUGCUUGCCAGCUAUCAUGAUUAUGAGUUUCUUUGUAAUUCUGCCAAGAUCGCCGAUGCGUUUGGCAGGAGUAGGAACCGCCGAAUAUCGUGCAAUCAGAGCAGAGGAUCCUCAUGAUCCUCUGGAUGAAACGGAAGGGCUGCUUAGCUCCUCCCUUCGCUUGGGCCAGGGCCCCAAGAAAACUGACGAUGGUGAGGGAGGCAUUGGAUGGCAUGCUUUCAAGGCCAAUCUACAGCGGGCUAAAGGGCUGUUCUUUCCGUUUAUGCUUCCGCUCCUAUUAGUCUAUGUCGCCGAGUACACGAUCAACCAAGGGGUCUCCCCGACCCUACUCUUUGCCCUCGAGGAUUCGCCGUUUGAGCAUUACCGUGCUUUCUACCCAGCAUACAACGCGAUCUACCAGGUUGGCGUCUUCAUCUCGCGAUCGUCCACCCCUUUUUUUCGCAUCCAUAAUCUGUACCUCCCCUCCUUGUUGCAGAUUGUCAACCUGGCUGUAUUGACCGCGCACGCCGUGAUUGGAUUCAUCCCAAGUGUGUACAUCAUUUUUGCCAUAGUCUUCUGGGAAGGGUUGUUGGGCGGGCUGGUCUACGUUAAUACGUUCGCGGAGAUCGGGGACCGAGUUCCCAAGGAAGACCGAGAGUUCUCUCUCGGGGCAACAACCGUCAACCAUCUCCUCGGGAGACCGUCCACCAAGUUCCGCAAGAUCCAGGUCCUUGCUGUAUUCCUAUUCUGGUCGCUAUAUCUAUUCAGAGGAAACAAGCAUGGCCCUCCUGUUGUCCGCAGAUUCUCCUCCCGCCUUUCGGAAAAGCUGAGCGUCUGGCAAACCACAGUCAUCGUCUUCCUCUGGCUCUAUGUCUCCCGCAACUUUGCGAAGAUCGUCGGUCUUGAGUGUCCCGAACCCAUGGCAAAUCUGUACUCGCGCUCUUUCUUCCGGGCAACAUGGCUCACCACAGCGCUAGAUGCUGGCUUUUGGACGGCAAUGGGAGUCAAGCCAAAAUGGCUCAGGGAUAUUGCCUCCAUGGUCUUUUCGGGGUAUUACAUUAUCGCAGCAGAGCGGGCGGACGAGAAAGUGCGCCGGGUACGGGCCACACUGACUGUGGAGCAUAUGCGUGUAUCAUGGAAUAAGAGUACCACACCGUAUCUCUGGACCCUUGCUAGUCUGGUACGCCCACGACUCACCAGAUACCCUCCCCGUGCGAUCCGAAUUCCUCGUCCACCGUCGUCAAUAUACGACGAGCCGACCAGUGCAUGGCUUUACUUCGAUGGCCCUCUAACCGCGCUACGGGAUCAAACCUGCGUUGUCUUGGAUAUCCCUGGAGGUGGAUUUGUUUCAAUGAGCCCUCGCCAUUCCGAAGACCGGCUGCUAGCAUGGGCUGCUAAGACGAAGGUUCCGAUCUUGAGCCUCGACUAUAAGAAAGCUCCGGAGUAUCCGUACCCAUACGCUUUGAACGAAUGCUACGAUGUGUAUCAUACUAUUGUAUCCACCCGGGGUCGCUGCCUCGGACUCAACGGGCGAACACGCCCUAGCGUUAUUCUUGCAGGCGACAGUGCUGGCGGAAAUCUUGCUACUGGCGUCACGCUGAUGAUACUCCAAUCUGGCACCAGUGAUGCCUCACACUGGCAGAGCCAAAACGUGCUUCCGCCACCAGAUGGGCUGGUUCUGGCCUACCCCGCAUUGAACAUGAAAAUAGAGAGCUGGAUGACAGAGGAACAGAUGUCAUUAAUCCAAGAGAAGAGCACGCGGCGCACGAACGAGAACGUCCUUCGUAGGAAGGAUAUGGACUACCACCGCUUGACUCCUUACACCUCCCCAGGCACCUCGUUUGGAGAUUUCCAGCAUGACUCCUUUUCUGACGCCGAUGAGGAGGGAAGUAAUUUGGGUGACAUUGCUUCAAAGAAACUUGCACAGCAACAAAGGCUAGAUGUCCAUGCAGCGGAGGCAGCGGCCGUUGCUGAGCACCAGCCCAAGCAGAUUCGCACUCGACUAGCCGUGUCAUCAGUGAUCUCGUAUGUGAGCGAUCGGAUCCUGACACCGGAGAUGAUGAGAGCAAUGAUCAUUCUCUACAUUGGGCCUCAUAACCGUCCCGACUUCAACACGGAUUAUCUGCUUUCCCCAGCGCUGGCUCCCGAGGCUCUUCUGGCCAAUUUCCCCAAAACAUACUUCAUCACCGGAGAGCGCGACCCCCUUGUUGACGACACCGUGAUCUUCGCCGGGCGGUUAAGACAGGCCAAGCUCCGCCAAUUCCAAGAACGCCAAGAGCUCGGUCUCGAGAGGUCCUAUCGCUUAUUCAACGAGAAAGACCAUGUCGAAGUCUCGCUACUCCCCGGAAUCUCCCACGGGUUCAUGCAAAUGGCCGGGCUCUUCCCAGAUAGCUGGAAACACAUCUAUCGCUGCGCGACGUGGAUCCAGGACCUUUUCGAGAUCGCCCACGCCAAACGGUCCUCCAGUCUCCUGCAAUCCCUCUACAACACCUCCCAACUACCCAAAGGCUCCAAGCCCGCUCUUCGCGGCGGCCGCGCCCGAAACCACACCCGCCAUCUAACCGGCGAAUCUUCCGCCGACGAAGACAAACCGUUGGAAAUGGGCAUCAGCAAGCUCACCCCACUGACACCCGUGGCCCGAAGCGCCAGUGCCCCGAUCGAUCACAGCCAGGACCCCGCAAAUCCCGACGCUAUGCACGCGAAGAACGAGCGAAUCCGAAGCGUUUCGCGGGGCCGUCCUCUCCGGCCUGGUUUCGCCCGAAAACAACAACAUCUUGUCCCCUCCAAGCUGAGCAUUCCUUCCGCCGAGGGGUUCAUCUCCAAGCCUCGGAGUCCCGCCCCCUUGCGCGAGCGUAACCGCAGCCUGACCAGUCUCGCCAGUGAGGAGGACUUGCUUGAUCGUCGAAUGAGUGGGCUUGCCGGUGGGUUGAUGGGCAUUGGGGAGGGCGCGAGAACGCCGUAGUAUCUAUCUAUAUCUAACUCUUUCGCCUGUUUGGGAUACUAAUCUGGCAAACGGUUGCGUGGAAGACCCACCCGACACCAUUGACAAUAUGAAUCCUACGACCCCAUUUUCUUCUCUUCGCUGUACUUGGAUAGAUAGGUUAUGAGCGUAUGAGAUUUUAUUUUGUGUAGUAACAACAAUGAUCGAUAGAAACAAUAUACGCACGCAC
Molecule: messenger RNA, 4094 nt
Organism: Aspergillus heteromorphus CBS 117.55
Lineage: Eukaryota; Fungi; Ascomycota; Eurotiomycetes; Eurotiales; Aspergillaceae
Product: lipase
Exons: 5
Coding region: 344-3886 (1180 amino acids)
Biological process (GO): triglyceride catabolic process
Cellular component (GO): membrane; cytosol
Molecular function (GO): triacylglycerol lipase activity; sterol ester esterase activity
Source: RefSeq, a predicted model, not a curated record